Molecule: messenger RNA, 7227 nt
Organism: Chironomus riparius
Lineage: Eukaryota; Metazoa; Arthropoda; Insecta; Diptera; Chironomidae
Source: the annotation of a GenBank genome assembly
UCAUUUUAAAGGAAAUAUCAUUUUAUACAACAUUUUAUAUUUUUCAUGAAUUCUUAAGUUUAUUUUGACUACUAUUUUGCUGUUUUUUUUUUCAUCCUAACAUGAACAGCGCAGCAGUAAUAAAACGAACAAUUUAAAAAAAAUUACUUUUAAGCCUGUUCAUUCAUCUAUAUUAUUUAUAUUCAUCGACAUUUGUCUUGCGAUGAAACCUUCAUCAUUAAAUUCCACACAUAUGCUAUUCUAUUAUGUACAAUUUUUAUUUUUUCGAAAUUUUAAACGAUGUUAGUUGCCUUUUGCAUACAACACCAUUCACCUUCUACCUACCUUAAAGGCAGCUAAACACAUUUUUUCUUCCUUUUAUAUUUUAAUUUUUUUUCCUUGAUCAACUUUGCAAAUGUUCCUUUUGUGUAUAUCUGACUGCCAGCCGCUCUGAACAUAAAUGGAAUAAAAGUAAAAGAAAAUGUGAGAGUCGUGUGGCUCUAUUCUCAUUUUUUUGUCGGCUACGACGUUCUGCACAUGCGAUGUAAGAGGACUCUAAAUUAGUGUUUCUAUAAAACUUUUUGUUUUGCUGAAUGUUAUGUCGGAAUGGCAAAAUGUUCUCCUUUAAAUUUAAAAGCACCUGCUAUACAUUUUGAUGCAUCGUAUGCGCUUUGUUUCGUGAAAUAGUGCGAUAAACAACUUGAUGUAGUUAUUCUUUUUCUUUCAUUCUCACUCGGUUAUUCUCAUCAUUCCAAAUUUUGGAGUAAAUAUUUUGUUCAAAAACCGUUUGUUGAAUUCAGAAAGAUCAUAGCAUUUCAUCAAAACAGACGUAUCUACUCAGAAUUUAAAAUGAAAAUUAAUUUUGUCACUAAGUCGUGAGAAAUUUCUACAUGAAAAAAACUUAUAUUAAUAAAAAAAAAAUCGAAGAGUGAAUGAAUCGUGUUUUUUUUAUUUUGUUUACCCUUAAUGAGUUUUGAUGUGAAAAGGAAGUAUCAUAAAAGUUGCACAAAAAUAAUUGCAAAGAAUAUUAAAGAUUAAGUAUUUAAAAUUAUUCAGAAAUCAAUUAUCGCAAAUUUCAAACGUGUACAUAUGAUACAUAUGAAUAAAAAGUGUAUUAUAAAAACGAAAAUAGUGUUUUCAAACGAGCCACGAUAUUAUUUCUUUUAAUGUGAAUAAAAGCUUUGACGAAAGAAAAAUUUAAAAAAAUCUCAACAAUACGCUUGUGGAAAAAAUAUUUAUUCUAUGUUAGUAUUCAUAAAUAUUUAAUUAUAAAGGCAACAUUAUGAGAACGUCGUUGUUAUUGUUGUUUAUUCAGCUUAAAGAAUACUGAAACUUUAAUCGACUACAUGAAAGUUAAAAAGGAACAAAUAACUCACAUUGCAAUUAUAUUUUUGAUCCAUUUGUUCUUGCUUUAGAAAACAUUUUGGAGAUGCUCAUUCUGAUUGGAUUUUUAUUUGCCUCUAUUCAAAAUUUUAUCUGAGAAAAAGUGAAAAUUUGCUGUGAAAGUAGAAAAAGUGUUAUUUAUUAAAAAGACAUAAAAACAGUCAAACAAAUAUCCGUUUAAUAUUGAAAAUAAAUUUAAAUGGAUUUUUGAACCGAGAUUACUCAUUAUUUUAAUUAAUUAUAUCAAUCUUAUUCGUUAAUUUUAAUGAGGAUUUAAUUGUCUAGAAACCAAUAUUUUUUGGAUGUUUUAUAAGGAAAUUAAUUUAAAUCCGCGAACUAUUACCUUAACCGUCAAACCAACUGUAUAAAUUUAUAAAAACGAAAACGUAAAAAAAAGCAAGUGAUUUAUCAAGUGAUUAAAAAACCGGAAAUUAAAAACGAGAGAUAUGAAAAUAUACAUAUUCAUACUUCAUUUUCUCGCAAUUUAAUUAAUUAUUCUGACAGUGUGGACAAAAGGAGAGAAAAAAGCGAACAGUCCAUAAUUCUUAAAGCCGAGCACUUGUAUGAUACUAAUGAGAUUCGGGCUCGAUUUAAUAAAAAUCGCUGAUGUGGUACCGCUCUGAUACAAUAUUAACUUUCUUUCCUCGGUGCAUACUUCAUUUUGUUAUUUGUAUGUAGUUUUGUGAAUGUGAAAUAAUUUUUAAAAUAUAUUGCAAAAGCAAAAUAUACACUCAUAGAAAAAAAGUAACCACAAUAUUUGUUAUAUGUUUGUUAAACUAGUUUAACAAAUUAUUGGUUAAGUUUACAUGGGUAAAAAAAAUUUCAACCAAACUAUUUGUUAAAAAUUUUACAAUUGAGUUUGUUAAAUCAACAAAUUUAUUUGUUAAUAAUUGAUUUAAUUAAAUUUUAAUUUUUGUAUUCAAAACUCUUGUUUGAUUAAUUUCAAACGAUUCCCAUUAAUUUAUUGCGUUAUUUUUAAUGAGAAAACUGCUUUAAAUUGAAUUUUGUUGAUUUUGUUUAACAAAUUAAUUUGUUAAUUUUAACAAAACAUUUGUUACAAUGUUUUUAUUUGUAAUUUGUUUUGGAAAAUAAUGAUUUACAAACCAAAUCGUAAUUUAAAAAUUAAAUUUGUUCAUUUUUUUAAGUCCUACAUUUCUAUUUUAUUAUUCAUAAAUUAAUUUUAAAAUUUGGAUAUAUUUUUUAAAGAAUUAUUUAUAUUGGUUCUGAAUCAAAUUUUAUAAGUAAAAGUUUACAAGCAGCGGACUAGCGGAUCAUCAACAGGAAUUCAGAAGUUAAGCAACCACGGAAACAUUUUAAAAUAAGAUGGGUGACCAAAUUAACAAUUUUCUGGUUAAUAUUAACCGAAAAUUUGUUAUUUUUUUCUGUAAAAAAAAAUUUUAACAAAAAGUUUGUUAAAUUAACAAUUUUUAUAGUUAACAAUUCAACCUUACAAAUAAUUUGGUUAAAUUUAACAAAUAAGUUCGUAAACACUAUUUUAACGAAUUGUUUGUUAACAUUUUCCAUACAAGUUACAAACAUUUUGUUACUUUUUUUCUAUGAGUAUACAAAUAAGGAGAAAAUUUCAUCCAAAUAGAGGUGGUUAAAUAAAAAAGAGAAAAAAAUAAUGGCAAGAAUAUCAAUCGGUAGCAAAAAAAUGUUGCUUUUAGGAUUAACCAUUCUGAUUUCAACGAUAUUUGUUAAUGCAAACAAAUUGUUAAAUACGGAUAGUAGUGAAAUUGAAUAUGAAAAUAAUGAUAAAUUUAGUGAUAAACUGACUCAUAAUAAUAAUGUAGAAAAAAAUAACAAUAGAUAUGAUAAUAAUCAAAAUGGUGAUGAACAAAUGCCUGUUAAUGAUCAAAUUAGUUUACUCUCAAAGCGACUAGAAAUUUUGACCGAACAUCGACAAGAGGAUUACCGUAUGUUGGAACGUAGUCUACAUUCGUUUGUUCAAAAACAUUUGCACGAAUAUAUAAAUGUAGACAUAAAAAAGGAAUUAAAGGAUUUAAGGGCCGAAAUCAAAAUUCUUCGUCAAGGUGUGUCACCAAAUCAAGAAAAACUGACAACUUGGUUAUCGAGUUCAAUAUCAGAACUGAGAACAGAAAUAGCAGAACUUCAGGAAAGCGCUAGUAAUCUAUCAAAAACGUGUCAUCAACGCAAUCUAUUUGCAGACGAUCUCAAGAGGAUUCGUGAUGAAAUAAAAACUUUUAAACUUGAAAUAAAUGCGAUAAAAUCCCGUCAAGAAAAGAGUGAUGUUCUAUUGCGUGAAUUAAGGGAGGAAAUAACAGAAAAUUCAAAAGAUUUGUGGAGUAGUUAUGAAGAACGUAGAAAAAAGAUUGAGCCAUCAUCUACUACUUUUGACUAUGUUCGAUCAGAAGCAGAACACAAAUUGCGACACUAUCGUUUGUUACGUGCACAAGUACAAGAACUGGAAUCAGCACAACGUUUAUUACAACAAAGAAUGGCAGAAAUAGACAAUGAGAAAGUAAUCGAGAGAUUGCAAAAUAUUGAAGAGAAGCAGAAAGAACUUGAAAAUUUAAACUUCAACUUGAGUCGAGAAAUUAGUAGUUUCGAAUCGUCAAGUAAAAAAUCAACUCUAGAAUUACUUGAAGACAUUGCUGAUAUUGAAACAAAGAUUGACCAUACAAUUCCUGAGAUAAGGAGAGAAAUUACAAAAGUUGAAAUAGAUUCAGCACAAAUUUCAUCGAAUCAAAAUAUAUUGAAGGAAGAAGAUCAUAAUAUGGCGAGGACAAUUCAAGCACUUGCAGUCAGCAUAAGUACUUUGCAAAAUGAGCGUUCUCGACAACCCAAUCUCGAUACUGAAUUGAAUCGUGUUAAAAUGGAGAUUGAUAAACUUCGAACAUAUGUCGGUCUUAAAAGUAUUGGAAAAGAAAAGAGUCUGAGUUCCCACGAGAUGCAACGAGCAUCUGAAAAUAAUAAAAAAAAUAACGACAAAAUUGAUACAACAGUGAAGCUAGUAAAGGAACUGGAAUAUGUUGAAAAGCAAUAUCAUAAUAUCAUUGAAGCACUCCCAAGCGGAUGUCAUGAGAUAGAAACAUCUGAUAAUGAGUUGCACAUGAUAGCACCAGCAGACUAUCCACAUCCGACUUUAGUAAAAUGUAUCGGUCCCUGGACAGUGAUUCAAAAGCGUCAUGAUGGUUCAGUUGACUUUAAUCGAUCAUGGGAAGAAUAUGCAAAAGGUUUCGGCGAUCCAAACGAUGAGCUUUGGAUAGGAAACGAAUUACUGCACCAACUUACAAAGGAUAAUUGUACAAAGCUGAGAAUCAUUAUCCAAGAUAUUGAAAAUAAAACACUUUAUGCUGACUAUGAUUCAUUUUAUAUUGCAACAAGGAGUGAAGGUUAUCGAAUCGAUCUUGGUGGAUAUUCUGGAAAUGCUUCAAAUGCGCUUGAUUAUCAAAAUCAUAUGAAAUUUUCAUCCAUAGACGUUGACUUAGACAUAUCGCAUGAUCAUUGUGCGGGAGAAUACGAGGGAGGAUGGUGGUUUUCUUAUUGCUCACAUGGGAACCUUAACGGAAGAUACAAUUCAGGUGUAACAUGGUAUGAUUUAUCUAACAAUGAAUGGAUGGCAGUGAAAACAACACUUAUGAUGAUAACAAAACGUCAAGAAUGCCUUAAUGAGAACAACGAAGAGAGCUAUAUAAGUUCGAUUGACGUAAACGAUAAUGGUUCACGAACUAAUUGAAACCAAACAUAAGAUGUCAGUUGAAUGGAACAAUAAUGGCAAAAAAGAGUCAUGAUCAUUGCACAAUAAUCCAUAGCAGUUAAUUAUUUUUGAGCUUAUUGAUGAAAUCCUAUAUAGAUUUUGUAUAUGUUCACUGUAGAUUAUGACAUAGCUAUAAGUCUCACUAUUUUCAUUCUACUCUCUCUCCAUUUAAUUACAUAAUUUCAAAUUUUCCAAUGUACACAUAUCAUUUCUUGGCUUCAUUUCAAUCCUUUAUCUUCCAUGAAAUAAAGCUUUACUCAUUAAUUUUUAAUUUCAAAAAAUAAUCCCUGAAUCCAUAUUAAUUUUCAUAGUUAGAUACGUACACAUGCACAACACAAUAAGAUAUAAUAAAAAAUACUAACAAUAAUAAUGAAUACAUAUCUAUCCUUUAUCAUGCAAUCUUGCAAGAUUGCACACUGUAUCAAGUCUGGAAUGAUUAUAAUCUUAAAGCAAUAUAAUCUUGAAAUGUCUCAUCGUCAUAUAUUGCAAAAGCAUCAUAAUUUGAAGAUUUUGAGUCUGAAAAAAAUAUUAAGGUUGCUUAUGACUAUUAUUUGACAUGGCAUCUUAUAUAAAAAAUAACAAUUGAGAUCGAAAAAUAUUAGAGAACAUGGAAAAUCACUUCGAACUACAAAAAACCAAUUUAACAAAACAAAAAAAAAAUAAAAAAAUAAUAAGUGGAGAUGAGAUAGAUUUAUUGAAUAUAGAAAAUUUAUCUUUACUAAAUUGCAAAGAAUUUGUUUUGAGAAAAGGCAAUAAUAUGUAGUUGUAUUUAUUUUCAUGUUUAUUCUUCUUCCUUUAGUUUCAUCCACGAACUUUUUUUAAAUUAUAUCAAAAACCCUAGACGAGAGCUCGAAACAGGAAAGGAUUCAAGAGAAAUACACUUCAAAUAAAUGCUUUUUUUUUCUCAAAAGAGAAAUAUGAGGAAAGAAAAUAUCAAAAACUUACUUUUUUUUUCAUUGAUGAUAAAUAAAUUUAAUAAGAUCGAAAGAAACUUGAAGUUAUGAAACAAGAAUGUGCUGCUUUAUAAGACUUGCUUUAUUUAAUACAACUCGUAGUGAUAUUCUUAUAGCAUCAUUGAAUGCUCAUUUUUUAAAAUGAAAUUUUCUUCAAAAUUUAUUACCUUGCCUAAAUUGUAGAGCUGCAAAAAGUUUAGUACAUUUAUACCGUAACUUAAAACUUUCACGGAGAUAAGUUUUUUAACGUAAUGAAGACAUUAAAAAGUUGAUUUGAAUAUGUUCUCUAAUUCCAAUAAGAAGCAAUUGAGAAGACAUUAUUAAAAACUUUAUCAUUUUCUUAAUAACAUUUUCGUAGUGAUUUUUGGUAAUCCUUAUAAUAUUAUUUCAGAAGAAAUAAGAACUGAAUUAAUAUUGUCACAAGACGUUUGACUUGAAAACGAUAUCCAUUAGAACUGAUCUCAUAUUACUUUUAAGAGAUGACACGAGCAAAUAGAAAUACAAUAGAAUUAUUCUAUUCUCAAUAAUCUUCAAGUUGAUGUUGUAAUAUUGAAUUUUACCGCCAUCGUAUAUUUUUUCGUUUUGUUUAUUCACUUGAUCCUGCCAUAUCAAGAAACGUGCAUAUAACAUUUUUAAAGUUAAUAAAACAAACUACUAUUAGCGAUGCUUACGGUGUUCAUAUCAUACAUGAUGUAUUUUGUAAUGUACAGCAGAUAAAAAUUGUUUAUCAUUUCACGAGGAAAAUUCGUGCUUUCAAUGGAUAUAUACAACAUUUUCAAUAGAUGAUAAGGUAAAUUUUUUUGAUAGAUAGAUUGAUGUACUUUUUAUAUGUUUGUACAAUGCUAGAUUAUUUACCAAAACAGCAUCAUAUUAGGUUCUUAUGAUUAAUAGACAUACAGAGUAUGAAUGGAAUGUGAUUUUCCUAUAUAGGUACUUACUAUUCCUUUUACGCUUUUUUUAUAAAAACAGACACUCGUAAUUAAUUAAUUUAGAUAUUUUUUAAAAACCAAAGAAUGAAAAAGAAAAAAGAACGAAUAAAACAAGAUAAUUUAAUUAAAAAUAAUUUUAUUUUUCUCCUAGGAUAUAGCUAAGCAAGUUUGCUUUGUACAUUAAAAAAGAAAUUAAUUUUUUAACAUAAAUUAUAAACUCAGAAUUUAGAUUAAACGAUGAAUAAAUUUUAAGGAAAAAUUA